GACUAAUUUAUUUAUUUAGUAGGCGGCUAACUUUUAAUCGCUUCAUUUACAAGUCUCUCGGGCUCGCGAGUCAGUUAUAAUUAUAAGUAGACUGUAACUGUAAGCAGUGCUGAGUUAUCUUUAUUAACUGAAUAGGCUACUUUAAAUUUUUGUCACAAACUAAUAAAAAUAAUGGUAAGCCAAAAUAAUAAUAAUUAACUACUGCUAUUGUUGAGUAGCUCAUAGAGUAGGCUACUUAACAAAUAAAUAAAUCAUCAAGCCCUCACAAAAGAGUGUUAGCCUAAUUUGAAAGUUGGCUAGUAUUACUAGUAAUAAAAAUAUCAGUAUGUUGUGUUCUGUGUAUGGUUACACUUCUUGCCGUUGCUUAAAGUUUUAGACUAAAGACUUAAAAGUUACUUAGAUGACUACUUUAGUACCCAAGUAGUAGGCAUACCUACUCAUAACUAUAGGCCUACUCACUCAACUUUACUUGUUUAUCUUAUAUUCUAAAACUAAAGUGCCUACUAAAGGCUUAGACUUAGAGUCUAGUAGCUUAAUCAUGCCAAGACCUAGCCUCAGAGGCGUAGCGAGGGUGUUUGGCGCCCAGGGACAAGAUUCGCGCCCGGGGGACAAGAUCAAUUUUAAAGCGCCCCCUUUUCUUUUUUUAAACCCUCCAACCCAUUAUUUUUACCAAUAAUAUAAUUAUCAAAGCACAUUUCGGCGCCCCUAACUAGCUUGCGCCCGGGGACAUCUGUCCCCCCCUGCCCCCUCCUCGCUACGCCUCUGCCUAGCCUAAUGACUAGAUAGACUUUAGAGUAGUCUUGAGCUUACCUUGUCUCAGUACUCAUGUCUUGAAUGAGUACAAUAGACAUAGAAAAUUCAAAUUAUUAUUAUAGCCUGAUAAAAAUAGGCCUAAACUUUAUCUGUUACUUCAAUUGUAAAUCAGUAUUGAUCAAUGAUUGAGUCUCUGUUAAUUAUUAAUAGCUUUUGCAUAGCUGAUCGCUUAAUUUUCUUUUUUUUUCUAUUACAAUACUGUGGAGCUUCCUCAUGGCUCAUGGUCCAAAGUAUUAGUAUUAUUAUUCAUCACUUAGGUAUUUGGUCAAUUAUUUAUAUUUGUUUUUGGAUUAGUUAGAAAUAUUCAUUGUAAUUAUAAUAUUAAUAUAGCAUAUACUAAUAUAGGAACGACUUUAACCUCUACUUAUGAGACACCCCAAUUACAUUUAAAUUUGAAGACAACUUACCUCAAGUUCAGCCAGAAUACACUACAGGUAAAAUUAAGAUGAUGCUUGAUUUAGUCUUUGAUUUUAGUUAGUAUAGCCUAAUCAUAUGUAGUUUCAAGUCGAGAUAAUGACUGACAAAUUAUAAAAGGAGCCUAAUGCAGAUCCUACUGCAAGGAUUUAGCUCUGCAAUUCAGAGGCAUUUGAUGUUUCAAAUAAUAAUUGAUAUUCUGAAUAAAUUUAUGUUAUGUGUUAAAGUUGUUCUUUAAGAUUUAAUGUCUUUGGUUUCAAAUUGUCCUUUUUGUAAGGAAGAGCCCAUAAUUUAACUGUAUUAAAUAAAUUAUUAUAAAUACUACUAGUUAAGUUAAAAUGUAUCUUAAAAAGGGCAACUCAAAUUCUAUAUUAAUUUAAUACCAUUCAUUUGUCUCACCUUAAGAAACUUUAUUAAUGAAUUUCUCUCCCAGUGAACAAGUCAGUCCUCAAAAAUGCUACUUACAAUGAUAGCAAGAGUAGCUGAUGGACUUCCACUUUCAGCUUCAGUUCAGGAGGAUGAACAGGUAGAUACUUUAACUUUCUAAAAGUUUUGGUAGCUUAAGUAUUUAGGUUUGGCGCCCAGGGACAAGAUUCGCGCCCGGGGGACAAGAUCAAUUUUAAAGCGCCCCCUUAUCUUUUUUUAAACCCUCCAACCCAUUAUUUUUACCAAUAAUAUAAUUAUCAAAGUCUAUCUAGUCAUUAGGUCAAAUUGUUAUUUCCUUUUAGUUGUUUUAGAGUGUAUAGUAAAAAUUAUAUUUAGGUCUACUCAUCAUUUUAAUGUUCAAAUAUUAUUAUAUAUGCAUUAUUAUACGUAAAUUGAAAUUUUAAAAGAUUUGUUAUACUGAGUAUAAAUUUGAAAAUAGUUUUUUGUUUUUGUUUUUUUUUGUGUGUCAUUUUUUUUUUUCAUUUCAAUUCGAGAAACACUAAUGAAUGUGUAAAAUUGUAUACACCACCUCAAAUAUUAUUAUUUUUAGUCUGGUCGCAACUUAAUGGAAUAUCAGACACAAGCCAAACAGCUGUUUCGAAAACUAUCACAAGAUCCCAAUCCUCCAGCAAAAUGUACUCUUGAGACUACACAUUACUUUUUCCAGUGAGUUUUUAAAAAAAUUAAAUUCUGUCAUGUACCUUCUAAAACCAUUUGUAAUGAAAUUUUAAGCCUCAAAAACUUAUUUGUAAGCAAUGUUUUGGUCUGAUCCAUCUUUGAAUUACUCCUUUAAAAUAUAUUUGUAAAGUAAAGCUUGUUAGUAGAAAGUAAAUGUGUGACAGGUUUCUAGACAUAAAAAUUAGCUGUUAAAUGUUAUAACAUUCAGCUGUCAUACUUUGUGUAAUGGUUUUCAAAUUGUUAUUUCCACUUCAAGGUUCUACUGCUUAUGAAUAGAAAAUAUUUAUCACAUGGUCAAUAUGUCACUGUUUAACUAAAUGUUUGGUUAGGGACCCUGAAAUGAAUGAUAGUCAAAAGAUAAAGCUUGGUUCCAGAGGCGUAGCGAUGGUGUUUGGCGCCCGGGGACAAGAUCCAUUUUAAAGCACCCCUUUUUCUUUUUUUCAACUCUCAAGCCCAUUAUUUUAAUCAAUAAAAUAAUAUCAAAGCACAUUUUGGCGCCCCUAACUAGCUGGCGCCCCUAACUAGCUGGCGCCCUGGGACAUCUGUCCCCCCCUGCCACCCCCUCGCUACACCUCUGCUUGGAUCUAAAGGGGUAUUUGUCAUUUUAAUCAUGCCUAGAAAUGUUGUGAAGUAUAUUUAUUCUGUGCUUACACUAUAUCCCCAGUUACAUGAUAGAGAGAGGAGUGUGUUAUCUAGUACUAUGUGAGAAAUCAUUUUCUAAAAGACUGGCCUUCUCAUACCUUGAGGAUUUACAGAAUGAGUUCACAGCCCAGUAUGGCUCUAAGCUAGAUACAGUAUCACGUCCCUAUUCAUUUAUUGAGUUUGGUAAGAGUAAUGGAAAAAAAAAUCAAGAUUUGAAAUUAUAAAAACUAAUGUUGAACAUAUUAUCUCCUAAGAUUGAUUAAAUGAGCAGGAGCCGACCUCCUCUUUGCUAUGUUUUAUUUUUAUAUGACUGGUUAUAAAACAUAGUGUAUUUAACAUUUUAUUUAACAAAGUUUGUCAGUUCUUCAAAACAACCAGUUUUUAGAUUUGAAUUCACUUAAAAUAAAUGAGUUUAGUCAGUUUUUGCGUCUCUCCUCUUGAUAUUAAUUAACAAUUCAAGUUAACUUGAUGGUCACCAGACUUUAACUCUUAUCUUCAGUAUCUCUGGCUCAAUGUUUCCCAAAGAAGUGGGAUUUACGUUGCCAGUGUCCACAACUUGAGCUAGUAUUAAAAUUUAAUGUAAAUAAUAUUUAAUAUAUGGCACUUUCAGAUUGAUUGAUUGUGGAUUUAAGUAUUUUAGGGCAUUUCUAAGGUCAAAUAGAAAUAUACGAAUAAUUAAUUUGGCACCGUUCUCUGGUUCAGUGGGAAACUUAUCCACAAGGCGGCAAGACUGAACAAGUUUGGGAAACAGUGCUCUAGCUCAUUAGUUAUUAAUUUAUCUCCAAAUAAUUUGUAUACAAAUAUAUUAUAAUUUGAUGUCUGAAAUUUUAUAAAUUAAACAUGUUUUUAUCUACAGACACCUACAUGCAAAAGGCACGUAAAUCUUAUAUGGACUCAAGAGCACGACGCAAUCUAGGUCAAAUUAACACUGAGCUACAAGAUGUACAAAGGAUUAUGGUACAGAACAUUGAUGAGGUCCUGAUGAGAGGGGAAGCAUUAUCAGGUACAUUUUUAUAGGCUGGAUGUAAAACAGCUUUAGGUUAACAUUAUAUUUAUUCAUUACUAGAAAUAGUCCACAAUCUACUAAAGUAACUUGACAAAACAUGGAUUCAAGUUUAUAAAAAUUCCAAUUAAUGCUAAUUUCUGGGAAUUUUAUUCGAUUAAAUUUAUUUCUAAAAAAAUACUCAACAUUAAAGAGUUUAUAUAUUUACAUAUAUGCCUCAAUGUAUUUAUUUUGCCAGACUUAAUUUGAUUCCAUUUCUGGUUUUAAAAAAAAUCUCAGUAUCAAUGUUUUUCCGAAUCCCAUUUAGAAAUAGUUAUUGUAUCUGGCCUGGUUAAUGAACACACAUCUACACACUGUUUAGUGCACUUUUUUUUGGGGGGGUGGGGGGGGUGUAUUUUUGCCCAAUUGAACAGAGCAUCACAGACAUACAUAAAUAUGUACAUACAUACAUACCUAGAAAAUUAUUUGUGAUUUUAAAGCCAAAGAAAAAGCCUGAUAAUGAUGUGUUCAGUUUUAGAACAUCAGGUUAUUAGUCUUAUUAUUAGUAUGUCAUAUGUCAAUGUGUUUACUUGUGGAUGAUCAGAUCAGACUUAAUGUAUGUGUUUCACUGGUGUUAACCACGUUACUAUCAUUUAAUGAGUAUAAAUAACAUGUCUGUGCAUUUUCUCAGUGCUGGACACCAAGGCAAGCAACCUGUCCAGCCAGUCCCAGAAAUACAAGAAAGAUGCCAGAUACCUGAACCUUAGAUCCUCGUACCUGAAGAUUGCUGCAGUCAUUAUUUUAGUUGUUCUCUUUCUGCUCUUCCUGAGGUACUGGAUCUUGUGAGGACUCAACCAAAACAUGUUGAUAGACUUGGUCUGUAAGGCAGUGCUGCACACUUGCAGAUAAAUAACAGGAUUCUAGUGUAUGGGUAAUAUGUGGUUUGAUGAAGAUAGACGCCUACUGCAAAUUUUUUACCUAAACAGCAAUGCAUAACUUUAGUUUGAUUUAUUGGCAAAAAAAAGGAAAUAGCUCAUAAACUUUAAAGUUUAAAAUUAAGCAUUUUUGGCAAUGAUAUAUAUGUGUGUGAGUGUGUUUGAAUUACAGCUGGGGUACACAGGUACGUCUUAAAAAGUUACAUCUUGCAGUCUCAGUGCAAUAUUCCUAGCAAUUCUACCCAAGUCAGUUCUGUCUUUAUAACAAAAUGCACAAUAGAAUUGUAAAUUCUUAUCACAUUCAACCUUUGCUGUGGUGUGCAUUUUUCAACCUGAAUUUACACAUCACUUUAAUAAGAAGCCAAAUAGCCUGGUUCUCUGGCAGAUUAUUAUUUCUUAGAUCUGACGGAGACCCGUCUCAUUUUAGUGCAGCGUAAAUUCAUGUUGAAAUAUGAGCACUUGUCAAAAGUUGGUAGCACUGCUUUACAUGUCAAACAUUGGAAGACAUUAUAACACAUUAACAAAUGACUGUACAAAUAUUGAGAAUUUUUAAAAGGUUGUAUUUAACUGGCUGUAAUCUCGGCCUGCCGGAAUCAUGUCAAGGUCUCCAUCUUGAACUUAUUUUAUCUAAACAAAUUUUUCAGGAUUCAUUUUUAAAUCAAAUUUUUUUUUGGUCUCUUCAUGCUCUCUAUACAAUUUUUGUUAUCUUUGAUUGUAAAUGUUUGAGGAUGGAAGAUGUGUUAGUAAAAUGAUAAUAUGCUCCUGAUUUAGUGUAUUUGCUACAUUGUUUUGUUGUCUAUGAUUGUAAAUGUUUGAGGAUGGAAGACUGCUGUGUUAGUAAGAUGAUAAUAUGCUCCUGAUUUAACGUAUUUGCUAUAUUGUUUUGUUGUCUAUGAUUGUAAAUGUUUGAGGAUGUCGCAGUUGUCAUUCCUAGUUUGUCCUUUUUAACAACACGUUCUGAGAUUUAUCAUUCAUUGGAGUUUCACAGAUGUUUUGUUUUUUGGUGUCGGUUGAGCCAAAAAACAUUUUAAUUAACCUGAGUGUGCCAUUACAAAAUGACUUUAAUAUUGUAACUGUUUGCAUGUCCUCAUUCAACUCAUUCAUGUGCUUAUAAAGAGAUGUCAUUUUGUUGCAAUGAUUAAAUUUAUUGGAAUUUGCCUUAAAACGUUUUUUUUUAAAAUUGCAUUAUUAUUUAGACAGAGCAGGUGGGGACAGUGUGUUUAGUAAAUGAUGUUCAAUAUAAAAUGCUGUAUUUGCAGAUCAAAGUUAAUUAUGCUGUAAUGAGAAUGCUAUAAGAAAUCAGGGCUUUUGAGUAUUAACAGUUUUUAUGGCACCUUAGGUCUCAGUUAUAGGGUUAUUAUGUUGGAUUGAAAGUGUUUUUACAAUACUCGGAGAAAAAUGUUAAAAUUGCCUGUCAAAUUUUGUUAAAAUUUCUGAAUGAAUAUUAUUAAUUGCUACUUGGUUUAACCUAAACAAAAAUUUAAUAGUACUCCACAUUUCUGAUAUAAAAAUUUUCAUGAGAUCAUUUUAUUUAUUUUUUAAAAGAUUUUGCUAUUUUGUGCUCAUAGCAACCUCAAUGCUGGUUUUUUGACACAGUGUGUUGCCAGACCUGACCCAAAGACAUAAGCUUUUAGUUCACUUUUAAGGAUGAUGUGUUCCUAUGCCUGUGAUUGUGAUGUGUGUCUAUGAGACUAUGGCAUUCACUUUGCCCCAUUCAGAUCAUGUACAUGAGGGGAAGAGUAUUCUUAUGUAAAGUGAUGACCUGUGUUUCCAGUGUUGAUAAAUGGCUUGUAUCCACUACUGCUGCUGCUCUGGUUCAAUGGACCGAUGAUAACAUGACUGUAAGAAUAAAUGAUGCUAGACGAUGCUUCUCUUUGG
Molecule: messenger RNA, 6768 nt
Organism: Lymnaea stagnalis (great pond snail)
Lineage: Eukaryota; Metazoa; Mollusca; Gastropoda; Lymnaeidae
Source: the annotation of a GenBank genome assembly